This is a messenger RNA of Ipomoea triloba (trilobed morning glory), 1203 nucleotides long. RefSeq lists its product as uncharacterized. The transcript is spliced from 2 exons. The coding region runs from base 357 to 833 and encodes 158 amino acids. NCBI's taxonomy places the organism in Eukaryota, Viridiplantae, Streptophyta, Magnoliopsida, Solanales, Convolvulaceae. The record is from RefSeq and is a predicted model, not a curated record.
UCUAAAGCCUGAUCAUCAUUUCAUUUCAAGAGCUAAUCUCCGUUCCUCACCUUUAAUUUCUCUCCCCAAAAGUCCAAGUAACGUACUCCCUAAUUAGCUUCCUUUUUUCCAUAUGCUAAUCACUUCCCCUGCUCUACGCUUCUCCCUUAUGCACACAGAAUCACAGUAAAGAAGCAAUUAAUGAACUUAGCUUGAAUUGGAUGGUCCAAAUCAUCUCAGCUUUGAUGCUCUUCUCUUCUUCUUCUCUUCUUCUCUCCCUGCUGUUUUCAUCAUUCUGUUGUGCCAAGGCAGCCUGGUUUUACCGCUGCAUAGGCCUCGACCCUUAAUUAGCUUGCUUUUACCCUCUGUUUAUAUAUAUGGAGGUGAUGAGGGUGAAGAAAGGGUUUUGUGAGAAUUCGAAGCAAAGGAGCAAGAUUGAUGGGAGGAAUAAGGUUGUGAUGAAGAGGAAUAAUAAUACUAGGUUGUUGAUCAGUGUGAAUGUGCCUGGAAGUGCAGGGCCGUUGAGGUUUGUUGUGAAUGAAGAUGAUAAGGUUGGUGGGGUUAUUGACAUGGCCUUGAAGCAAUAUGCCCACCAAGGUCGCCUCCCUCUCCUCGGCUCUGAUCCCACUAAUUUCCUUCUCCUCCCCACAACUUUGGGAUUGGAAGCACUAGGUGCCUCAGAACUGAUAGGUUUAUGCGGCGUAAGGAACUUCAUUCUGUGCAAGAAACAGCCAGAGUUGACAGAAAGCAGGUGGAAGGCAGAGGGGAUGAUUGACCAGAAAAGGAAAAGUAGCAGCAGCAGCUGGAAGACAUGGCUCAACAAGUCCUUUGCCUUCAAGAUUCACUGCCACUGAAUCAUCCAUCUAUCACACACACACACACACACACACACACACACACACAUAUAUAUAUAUAUAUGCCUCAACCAUCAAGUCUUUUGAGUUGUCCACUAAUCUUCUUGCAAAAUUUACACCAACCUCCUAGCCUCUUUCUAUGGACAAUGAUGUCAAGACUGAAUAAUGUAAUGGACUUGUUUGGUAAUUAGUGGAUCCAUCAUUUUCAGUGUUUUGACCAAGUCAAGACGCUAAAAAGAUCCGUUUGGUAAAGUUGUGAAAUAAUAUGAAUAAUGCUCUUAGCAGCCCAAAUAAUUUGAUUGCAUCAUGUAAGGUGGAUUCCUUAAAUGUUACAUGACUAAUUUUUAAUGAAAUUGAUCGUUGGGUGUAA